Eptesicus fuscus (big brown bat) is the source of this 1788-nucleotide messenger RNA. RefSeq names its product solute carrier family 13 member 1 (gene SLC13A1). The transcript has 15 exons. Bases 1 to 1788 code for a protein of 595 amino acids. Gene Ontology annotation, molecular function: sodium:sulfate symporter activity. Gene Ontology annotation, biological process: monoatomic anion transmembrane transport. Gene Ontology annotation, cellular component: membrane. NCBI's taxonomy places the organism in Eukaryota, Metazoa, Chordata, Mammalia, Chiroptera, Vespertilionidae. The record is from RefSeq and is a predicted model, not a curated record.
AUGAAACUCUUUAGUUAUAUUGUGAUUUAUCGCCGGCUUCUCCUCAUAGUUUCCACUCCACUGCUUUUACUGCCCCUGCCUAUCAUCCUCCACACCAAGGAAGCAGAAUGUGCCUACACACUCUUCGUUGUUGCCAUAUUUUGGCUUACAGAAGCAUUGCCCCUGUCUGUAACAGCUCUGCUGCCUGGCCUAAUGUUCCCAUUGUUUGGAAUCAUGCCCUCUAAGACGGUGGCAUCUGCUUAUUUCAAAGAUUUUCACCUACUGCUAAUUGGAGUCAUCUGUUUAGCAACAUCAAUAGAAAAAUGGAAUUUGCACAAAAGAAUUGCUCUGAAAAUGGUGCUGAUGGUGGGUGUGAACCCAGCAUGGCUUACAUUGGGGUUCAUGAGCAGUACUGCCUUCUUAUCUAUGUGGCUUAGCAACACUUCCACUGCUGCCAUGGUGAUGCCCAUCGUGGAGGCUGUGGCACAGCAGAUCAUCAGUGCUCAAGCACAGGUCAAGGCCACUCAGAUGACUUAUUGCAAUGGAUCAAUCAAUCCCGGACUGGAGAUGGAAGAAUGUGUUAAUGGACAUGAAACAAAUGAGAAUAAAGAGAAGACAAAACCAGUUCCAGGACACAGUGAUGAUGCAGAGAACAUUUCAAACAAGAUGAAGUUGAGAAAGAAUACAGUCACAGGAAUCAAAUAUCCAACAAAGAAGGACCACAUGAUGUGUAAGCUUAUGUGUUUGUGCAUUACUUACUCUUCUACCAUUGGUGGACUGACAACGAUCACCGGUACCUCCACCAACUUGAUUUUUGCCGAGCAUUUCAAUUCGCGCUACCCUAGCUGUCGAUGCAUCAACUUUGGAUCGUGGUUUUUGCUUUCCUUCCCGGCUGCUAUUAUUAUUCUAUUCUUGUCCUGGAUUUGGCUUCAGUGGCUUUUCCUGGGAUUCGAUUUUAAGGAGAUGUUCAAAGGUGGAAAGACCAAGACAGUCGAACAAAAGGCUUAUGCUGAAGUGAUUAAGCAAGAAUACAAAAAACUUGGGCCAAUAAGGUAUCAGGAAAUUAUCACCUUGGCCCUCUUCAUUGUGAUGGCCCUGCUGUGGUUUAGCCGAGAUCCUGGGUUAUUUCCUGGUUGGUCUAAACUUUUUCCCGGGUAUCCUGGUUUUGCUACAGACUCAACUGUUGCCUUACUUAUAGGACUCCUAUUCUUUAUUAUCCCUGCUAAGAAAUUGACUAAAACUACACCUUCAGGAGAAAUUGUUGCUUUUGAUUACUCUCCACUGAUUACUUGGAAAGAAUUCCAGUCAUUCAUGCCCUGGGAUAUAGCCAUUCUUGUUGGUGGAGGGUUUGCCUUGGCAGAUGGUUGUGAGGCAUCAGGACUAUCUAUGUGGAUAGGACAGAAAUUAUCUCCUCUAGGAUCAUUACCAGUAUGGCUAAUAAUUCUGAUAUCUUCUUUGCUCGUCACAUCUUUAACAGAGGUUGCCAGCAAUGCAGCUACCAUUACUCUCCUUCUCCCAAUAUUAUCUCCACUGGCUGAAGCUAUUCACGUGAACCCUCUGUAUAUUUUGAUACCUUCUACUCUGUGCACUUCAUUUGCAUUCCUCCUACCAGUAGCGAAUCCAUCCAAUGCUAUCGUCUUUUCCUAUGGCCACCUAAAGAUUACUGACAUGGUUAAAGCUGGACUUGGCGUCAACAUUGUGGGCGUGGCUGUGGUGAUGCUGGGCACGUUCACCUGGAUUGUGCCCAUGUUUGACCUCCAUACAUACCCUUCUUGGGCUCCUUUAGUUAGUAAUGGGACCAUGCCAUGA